This is a messenger RNA of Penicillium daleae, 936 nucleotides long. RefSeq lists its product as uncharacterized. Bases 1 to 936 code for a protein of 311 amino acids. The record is from RefSeq and is a predicted model, not a curated record. NCBI's taxonomy places the organism in Eukaryota, Fungi, Ascomycota, Eurotiomycetes, Eurotiales, Aspergillaceae. The transcript is spliced from 3 exons.
AUGGCCACCAUCGCAGUCGCAGUCAACAGGGCCUCAUGGACCUUCCACAACUACGGCCCCCUCACAACAACAUUCACACCCGCCCCAACCUGCUCCGGCACAUCCCACAUUAAUCUCGGAACUAUCGACGACGGCUUCCCCUACAUUGUGCACAGCGUCCAAUGCGAGACAACGACCUGGCCAGACUGUGAGCCCCCGUCGACAAUUACCCCCAUGCCGACAGCCGCUCCAAGCGACGCUGAUGACGAUCCGUGGACUUCUUCCGUUGGACACUAUUACUCGCCUGGUUUGUAUUGUCCGUCCGGCUGGGAGACCGUUGGCCUUGCGGGACGGGACGGGGAUAAAUCCUAUACGACGUCUGGAGUGAUGAGUUACGGGACGAGUCACUGGUUUCCGGAUUUUGAUUAUAUGCCUACUUUGUUGGCGAAGAGUUUGAGGCCUAGUGAGACGGUGGCGAUGUGUUGUCCUAGUGGCUACACAGCUGAUCCCCUCGGCGGCUGCUUCCAGACAGUCCCCUCCUACAAACCCACAGUAGUCUGCGAUGUCUACGACCACUCUUAUCGGGCUGAGGUUGUUCCCAGUACUACGACUAUCCAUAGCUAUACGACGCACUCGGAGACGUGGAUUGGGGAUGAGUUUGCGGGCUUUGCGGACUUUUACACGCCUCUCCUGCUUGUUGAUGCGAUUACGCUGAUUCAUCAUGAGUCUGAUGUUGCUGCUACCGGGAAUGGGGGUACAACUACAGCUAUAGGAACAACCACAGGCGGUUCCGUAGUGGCAACGGGGACGGGGAAGUCUACAGGUACGGCUGCUUCGACUUCAAAUGCUGGUGUGAGGUUGGCGCCGCGGGGAUCAAGCUGGAGUGGAUUUGGUGCUGUAUUGAGUGUUUCUCUGGCUGCUACGGCGCUUGGGGCUGCUAUUAUUUUGCCUAUCUAA